AUGACCUCGUUGGUCUCCCGUCUCACCUCGAGUCUCCGCAACCUCAAACUCAGCUGGAUGCCCGUAGCAGUCGCCCGCUCCCCCUCACCCUCGGCUACCCAGGGACCGGCCGCUAAGCGUCAGCGCGUCGAGACCGCUGAGGCCGACGCCGGUGCCGACGCCGACAAGCCCACCGAGGACCCCAGCACCAGCGCCAGCCGCACUUCCACAGCCUCCUUUGUCUCGUCAACGGGCAAAGUCAAGGCCAAGCCCUCUUCCCCACAGCGCUCCUUCCGUCCUCUUCCCGAUGAGCCUACACCGGAGCAGCUUGCCGAGGUCGAGGCCAUGAUGGCCCUUGCCGUCGAGGCGGACAAGCGCGACACAUAUGCCUACCAGCCCAACUACCGCGACACGCUCGUGCUGGCGCCCAUGGUCCGCUCGGGAACACUGCCGGUGCGCCUGCUCAGUCUAUACCACGGUGCAGGGCUCGUUUGGACGCCCGAGAUUGUGGACAAGGCUAUUAUUGGGGCGCAGAGGGAUGUCGAUACUGUGACCGGCGUGGUCACCUACCACAAGGGCGGAGGCGCGAUCUGGACGACGCACCCUAUUGAGAAGCCAUUCGUCAUUUUCCAGAUCGGUUCUUCCGACCCCGAGCUCGCCGUCAAGGCUGCCCUCACCGUCGCGCAAGACGUCUCGGGUAUCGACCUCAACUGCGGCUGCCCCAAGCCGUUCUCGACCCACAGCGGAAUGGGCGCCGCUCUCCUCUCCACUCCGGACUUGCUCCUCGACAUUCUCCGCGCACUCGUAGCCAACGUGCCCCUCCCCAUCUCGGCCAAGAUUCGCCUCAUGCCUACUCGCGCCGAGACUCUUCUGCUCGCCGCCAGGAUCCUGAGGACUGGAAUCAGCAACCUGACAGUCCACUGCCGCACGCGUGACAUGCGGCCCGGAGAGAAGGCGAUUCACGCACGCCUGGCAGAGGUGGUCGAGCUGGGUAGGCGACGUGGACUGCCGGUGAUCUGCAACGGCGACGGAGAGGGCUAUGCCAACUGGGACGCGAUCAGGACCGAGACAGGUGCUACGAGCGUCAUGCUUGCUCGUUCGGCCGAGCGCAACCCCUCCGUCUUCCGACCUGCCGGCCCUCUGUGCGCCACCACGAUGCUCACCCCUCAACUGCUCAACGUCGCCUCGCACAUCCAGAACAACUGGGGCAACACCAAGUUCCUGCUCACAAUGUUCAAGCCAUCCCCUCCGCCUAUCGGCAAGCUGUCCAAGACGCAGAAGAAGGAAGCCAUGGAGUGUAUCGCGCGCGCCAAGACCAUCCCCGAUGUGGUUCGCAACUUCAGCAACAUGGGCCUUGGGGAGCACUUUGUGGUCAACGAGGCUGUUGGCAAGGAGUUUAUGGACGAGUUGAAGCGGAGGUUGGAGGGGAGGCCAGAGUGGAAUGUCUGGGCUGAGCGGGCCAAGGCCGUCGAGGAUGGCGUGGUGGUUGAUGCCCCCGAGCGGACUGCGGAGAGCAGUGCGGUGAGCGUGGCAAGCGCGGACGACGAGGAGGCGGCCAUGAACGCCGCUGCUGUCGCCGAGGAGGAGGCCAUGAACGCUGCUUCAGCAGCACCGGCGGCGAGUGAGGAGGAGGCUGCGAACGAGCCCGUUCGCGCCACGGCGUAG
Apiotrichum porosum is the source of this 1644-nucleotide messenger RNA. RefSeq lists its product as uncharacterized. Gene Ontology annotation, biological process: tRNA dihydrouridine synthesis. NCBI's taxonomy places the organism in Eukaryota, Fungi, Basidiomycota, Tremellomycetes, Trichosporonales, Trichosporonaceae. The transcript has 4 exons. Gene Ontology annotation, molecular function: tRNA dihydrouridine synthase activity; flavin adenine dinucleotide binding. Gene Ontology annotation, cellular component: cytoplasm. The record is from RefSeq and is a predicted model, not a curated record. The coding region runs from base 1 to 1644 and encodes 547 amino acids.